UCCUUUUAUUUAUUUAUUUAUUUAUGAUUUUAAUUAUUUUUAUUAUAAGUUGUGACCUUUUCCUUUCUUCAAUAAUUCUUUCAUUAUAAUUUGCAUCUUUUCAUGCUUCUGCCCAAACCCAAAGCUCCUUUAUUCUCUGCCACCCUAAAAUCUAUACAUUUCUUUUUUCCUUUACAUUUCAUGCCCAAGAAAAUUCCACUUUCCCUCCAAACAAACAACCCAUAACAUAACCAACCAACCAGAACCAGUCUGUCCUCACUUUCUUUCUUUCUGUACCUUACUACCCCACUCACUUUCUCUCUACCCAAACAACAAUAAGAAAAGAACAAGAAAAGAAAAGGAAAAAAUGGCAGAGUUUGACUAUCAAGAACUUGUAAAAGCAACUGAAAGCUUCUCCCCUUCAAGCCUUGUAGGGAAAGGUAGUCAUGGAUCAGUGUAUAAAGGCGUACUGGUUCAGGAAAACAAGAUUCUUGCAAUCAAGAAAUCAUCCAUUGGUAUUGAUCAUGUUUUCAACGACAAUUCCAAGAAGCUUGAGAAUGAAAUAUCUGUGUUAUCAUCACUACGUCCGAGUCCAUACAUCAUCAGCUUUCUCGGAACAAGUAGUAGCAAGGAAAAUGAAAAGGAGAAGAUGAUGAUCAUGAGCAAGCUUCUUGUCAUGGAGUUUAUGCCUAAUGGUUCUCUUCAGGACCUGUUGCAUGCAGCUAAAGCACCACCUUCUUGGCCUAAACGUGUAGAAAUUGCUCUCCAAAUAGCCAAGGCAAUACAGUUCCUUCACGAAGGCAAGCCUUUGGUUAUUCACAGAGAUAUCAAGUCUGCUAAUGUGUUGUUCGACUCAAACUGGAACGCCAAGUUAGCAGACUACGGACUCGCCGUGUCACGAGUCGACUCAUCAACAUCGAGUCAUCAAGCGAGUCAACCCGCUGGCACGAUAGGGUACAUGGACCCUAGCUAUACUAUCCCUAGUAAAUUAAGUACUAAAAAUGAUGUUUUCAGUUAUGGAGUAGUUUUGUUAGAGAUCAUUAGUGGUAGAAAAGCUAUUGAUGUGAAUAGGUCACCGACUUCAGUAGUAGAAUGGGCAGUGCCACUAAUUCUGAAGGAGGGGCUAAUGGAAAUUUGUGAUACAAGAAUUGGGUUGCCACCACCAUUUAUUGAGGGCACGAUUAGGCAUUUGCUAUAUGUGGCUGCACGUUGUGUAUCUUCCAAUGAAGAAAAUCGCCCAUCAAUCGGUGAUAUUGUUAUGGCCAUGGGAAUGAACAAUAGUUGCUUGGUUGAAAGGGUAAGAGUAGCACCAACCAGCAGCUGGAUUGGCCUCAUAAGGAGUCUUAUGGCAAUUAGAAGGCAAAGAAAAUUGGCUAGAAAAUUCCAUGUCCAGAAAGGUGGAGAUUACAGUGAUAUUUCAAAAGGGAAGAUUUUAUUAAGGGAAAUACUGGCCGAUAUUACAAUCAAGGGGCUAGAAAAAAAAAUUAAUGCCAAGGUUGAGCAAAGUUGCAGAGGUUAAGAACUGAGUCAAUCAACUCAACUAGGUCAAACUUUGGAUUUCUUUUUCUGGGUGAAGUAUCAUGUUUUUUUAUGUGCGCACGAGAGUAUCAACCGUCAGAUCAAGUGGGCAGCAUUGAAUGAAUGCUCAGUCGCUCGAUUCAACGACUGAAAAGGAAGCAUGCAUAUGAGGUUAUGUGCAUAAAAUAAACUUUCAAAUUGUGAAUGACAAUAUUGAAUGAUUCAAGGGUUUGAAUAAAAUAAAACGAAACCUGCAGGGCAUGCAGUCCAAACAGAAGAUUCCCAAAAAAGUUGGUGGGUGAGGAAUAAAAGAAAGACUGGUUCGAUGCCCUGUCAUUCUAUUGUGAAUUCUGAUGUUACAUCUCUACUUUUGUUUUUGAAUUAUCACAAUUUACUAAUUAAAAUUGGAGUCUACCUUUUCUUUUUCUUUU
Messenger RNA from Ricinus communis (castor bean), 1928 nucleotides. RefSeq names its product serine/threonine-protein kinase-like protein At5g23170. The transcript has 2 exons. Bases 347 to 1498 code for a protein of 383 amino acids. Gene Ontology annotation, cellular component: plasma membrane. Gene Ontology annotation, biological process: protein phosphorylation. Lineage: Eukaryota; Viridiplantae; Streptophyta; Magnoliopsida; Malpighiales; Euphorbiaceae. The record is from RefSeq and is a predicted model, not a curated record. Gene Ontology annotation, molecular function: ATP binding; protein kinase activity.